Sorex fumeus (smoky shrew) is the source of this 5054-nucleotide messenger RNA. RefSeq names its product ATPase phospholipid transporting 11B (putative) (gene ATP11B). The transcript has 31 exons. Lineage: Eukaryota; Metazoa; Chordata; Mammalia; Eulipotyphla; Soricidae. Gene Ontology annotation, cellular component: plasma membrane; endoplasmic reticulum; recycling endosome. Gene Ontology annotation, biological process: phospholipid translocation. The coding region runs from base 275 to 3805 and encodes 1176 amino acids. The record is from RefSeq and is a predicted model, not a curated record. Gene Ontology annotation, molecular function: ATP binding; magnesium ion binding; ATP hydrolysis activity.
GUGACAACGGUCCGGAAUGAAGGAGGCUGCGGCGCGGCGGCCGGUCGAGCUGCGCCGGGCGAGGGCGGCGCCGGGGCCGCGCCUGUAGGACUCGGGGCCGGCGCGGCGCGAUGGGGCCCGGGCGCGGGGACUGAGCGGCGGCGGCGGCGGCGGCGGCGGCGGCGAGCGGCGCUCGAGCUCGGAGGGGCUCCGCGGCGUCCCCCCCCUCUGGCCCGGCGGCCUCCACCCGCAGCCCCUCGGCGCCCCGCGGGACCGGGACGGCACCGGCGGGGGCAUGUGGCGCUGGGUCCGGCAGCAGCUGGGUUUUGACCCACCCCAUCAAAGUGACACGAGAACUAUUUACAUAGCCAACAGAUUUCCUCAGAAUGGCCUUUACACACCUCAGAAAUUUAUAGAUAAUCGGAUCAUUUCAUCUAAGUAUACUGUGUGGAAUUUUGUUCCAAAAAAUUUAUUUGAACAAUUCAGAAGAGUGGCAAACUUUUAUUUUCUUAUUAUAUUUUUGGUUCAGCUUAUGAUAGAUACACCUACCAGCCCAAUUACCAGUGGACUUCCGUUAUUCUUUGUGAUAACAGUUACUGCCAUAAAGCAGGGUUAUGAAGAUUGGUUACGACAUAACUCAGAUAAUGAAGUAAAUGGAGCCCCUGUGUAUGUGGUUCGAAGUGGUGGCCUUGUAAAAACGAGAUCAAAAAACAUUCGGGUGGGUGAUAUUGUUCGAAUAGCCAAAGAUGAAAUUUUCCCUGCGGAUUUGGUGCUUUUGUCCUCAGAUCGACUUGAUGGUUCAUGCCAUGUUACAACUGCCAGUUUGGAUGGAGAAACUAACCUUAAGACACAUGUGGCAGUUCCAGAAACAGCAGUAUUACAAACAGUUGCCAAUUUGGACUCUCUCUUAGCUGUGAUCGAAUGCCAGCAGCCAGAAGCAGACUUGUACAGAUUCAUGGGACGAAUGAUAAUAACACAACAUAUGGAAGAAAUUGUAAGACCACUGGGGCCAGAGAGUCUCUUGCUUCGUGGGGCCAGGUUAAAAAACACAAAAGAAAUUUUUGGUGUUGCCAUAUACACUGGAAUGGAAACAAAGAUGGCAUUGAAUUACAAAAGCAAAUCACAGAAGCGAUCUGCAGUAGAAAAGUCAAUGAAUACCUUUUUAAUAAUUUACCUAAUAAUUCUUAUAUCUGAAGCCAUCAUCAGUACUAUCUUAAAAUACACGUGGCAAGCUGAAGAAAAAUGGGAUGAACCUUGGUAUAACGAAAAAACAGAACAUCAGAGAAAUAGUAGUAAGAUUCUGAGAUUCAUUUCAGAUUUCCUUGCUUUUUUGGUCCUCUACAAUUUCAUCAUCCCAAUUUCAUUAUAUGUGACAGUCGAAAUGCAAAAAUUUUUAGGAUCAUUUUUUAUUGGCUGGGAUCUUGAUCUCUAUCAUGAAGAAACAGAUCAGAAAGCUCAAGUCAAUACUUCUGAUCUGAAUGAGGAGCUUGGACAGGUGGAGUAUGUGUUUACAGACAAAACUGGUACGCUGACAGAAAAUGAAAUGCAGUUUCGGGAGUGUUCAAUCAGUGGCAUGAAAUAUCAAGAAAUCAAUGGUAGACUUGUUCCUGAAGGACCCACUCCAGACUCCUCCGAUGGAAACUUGUAUCUCAGUAGUUUAUCCCACCUUAACAACUUAUCCCACCUUACGACUAGUUCCUCUUUUAGAACCAGUCCUGAAAAUGAAACUGAAAUAAUUAAAGAACAUGACCUCUUCUUUAAAGCAGUCAGUCUCUGUCACACGGUCCAGAUCAGUAAUGUUCAGAUGGAUGGCAUUGGUGAUGGGCCCUGGCAGUCCAAUCUUGCGCCCACCCAGCUCGAGUACUAUGCUUCCUCCCCAGAUGAAAAGGCUCUAGUGGAAGCUGCCGCAAGAAUUGGUAUUGUAUUUGUUGGCAACUCUGAAGAAACUAUGGAAGUUAAAAUACUUGGAAGACUAGAACGGUAUAAGCUGCUUCAUGUUCUGGAAUUUGAUUCAGAUCGAAGGAGAAUGAGUGUAAUUGUAGAGGCACCUUCAGGUGAGAAGUUACUAUUUACUAAAGGAGCAGAAUCAUCAAUUCUUCCUAAAUGUGUAGGUGGAGAAAUUGAAAAAACUAGAAGUCAUGUAGAUGAAUUUGCUUUGAAAGGGUUAAGAACUCUGUGUGUGGCCUAUCGACAGUUUACACCAAAAGAGUAUCAGGAAAUCGACAGGCUCAUAUUUGAAGCUAGGACUGCUCUGCAACAGCGUGACGAGAAAUUGGCAGAUGUCUUCCAGUUCAUCGAGAAAGACCUGAUACUACUUGGGGCAACUGCAGUAGAAGAUAGAUUACAAGAUAAAGUUCGAGAAACUAUUGAAGCAUUGAGAAUGGCUGGUAUCAAAGUCUGGGUACUCACUGGAGAUAAACACGAAACAGCUGUCAGCGUGAGUUUAUCAUGUGGACAUUUUCACAGAACCAUGAACAUCCUUGAACUUACUAACCAGAAAUCAGACAGCGAAUGUGCUGAACAAUUGAGGCAGCUUGCCAGAAGAAUUACAGAGGAUCAUGUGAUUCAGCAUGGGCUGGUGGUGGACGGCACCAGCCUGUCUCUUGCACUCAGGGAGCAUGAAAAACUCUUUAUGGAAGUUUGCCGAAAUUGUUCAGCUGUGUUAUGCUGUCGUAUGGCACCACUGCAAAAAGCAAAGGUAAUAAGACUGAUAAAAAUUUCUCCUGAGAAACCUAUAACAUUGGCUGUUGGUGAUGGUGCUAAUGAUGUAAGCAUGAUACAAGAAGCACACGUUGGCAUAGGAAUCAUGGGUAAAGAAGGAAGACAAGCUGCAAGAAACAGUGACUAUGCAAUAGCUAGAUUUAAAUUUCUGUCGAAAUUGCUUUUUGUUCAUGGUCAUUUUUAUUAUAUUAGAAUAGCCACCCUUGUACAGUAUUUUUUUUAUAAGAAUGUGUGCUUUAUCACACCCCAAUUUUUAUAUCAGUUCUACUGUUUGUUUUCUCAACAAACACUGUAUGACAGCGUGUACCUGACUUUAUACAAUAUAUGUUUCACUUCCCUGCCUAUUCUGAUAUAUAGUCUACUGGAACAGCAUAUAGACCCUCAUGUUCUACAGAGCAAGCCCAGCCUCUAUAGAGAUAUUAGUAAAAACCAUCAACUAAGCAUUAAAACUUUUCUUUAUUGGACCAUCCUGGGAUUCAGUCAUGCCUUUAUUUUCUUUUUUGGAUCCUAUUUUUUAUUAGGAAAAGAUAUAUCUCUGCUCGGAAAUGGCCAGAUGUUCGGGAACUGGACAUUUGGCACCUUGGUCUUCACCGUCAUGGUCAUAACUGUCACCGUAAAGAUGGCUUUGGAAACUCAUUUUUGGACCUGGAUCAACCAUCUUGUUACCUGGGGCUCUAUUGCAUUUUAUUUUAUAUUUUCUUUGUUCUAUGGAGGGAUUCUCUGGCCAUUUGUGGGCUCCCAGAAUAUGUACUUUGUAUUUAUUGAGCUCCUAUCAAGUGCUUCUGCCUGGUUUGCCAUAAUCCUCAUGGUUGUUACAUGUCUUUUUCUUGAUGUUGUGAAGAAAGUAUUUGACCGACAGCUCCAUCCUACAAAUACCGAAAAGGCACAGAUGGAAGAAGAUAAGGGUUCAGUCAGCUCAGCAUAUGAAUUUGCUGAAAGCGAGCACAGAGGGGAGGACAGUGGGCACCUGCUAGCUGAGGCUUGUUCUUGCGUGACUAGCUUACUGAAACAAAUUCAAGUAUCAAAUGCUUGGACUCCAUGUGCUGUUUCUCAGAAGGAGAAACAGCGUGCGCGUCUGUUGGAAGAAUGCUGGAACGAGUUAUAGGACGAUGUAGUCCCACCCAUGUCAGCAGAUCAUGGAGUGCAGCGGAUCCUUUCUAUACCAACGACAGGAGCAUCUUGACUCUCUCCACAAUGGACUCAUCUACUUGUUAAAGGGGCAGUAGUACUUGGUGGGAGCCAUUUCUGCUCCUUUUUAAAAUUGAGUCUGAUCGUCCUGGUAAUGGCCACACUGGCUCUGCAGAACAGCUUUCCAAAACCUGGAGUAGCUCAGGUCUACUCUGAAUUAUAAUGGCAAACCAGCCAAAAGCAGUGACAUGAACUCAUCUCAACCCCCCAGUUUGAAUCUGAGUAUGUUAAAAUUUAUGACUAAGAACCGGGAAGAUGGCUCGGAGGGCUGCAGUGCAUGCUUUCAUGCAAGGAGACCCCGGGUUUCAUCCCCACCACCACCCAGGUUCCCAGUACAGUUCUAGGAGCGACCUCCCGACUCCUACCCCAAGCACCACUGUAUAUGCCCUGUCCCCGAAAAGCAAGAAAUAAAACAUAAAAUUUACGAAUAAGGAAACAUUUUUCCAUCAUUAUGUCUGGGUUGCCCUUUGUGCGUAUGGGACUCCUAAGGCAUUUCAGCCUCUUACCAAGGCCACUAUAUUUUAAUAUCACGGUAGGAAAGAGAGAUGAUUCCUAGUCAACUGUAUUUUUUAGUAAUAGCUUGGUUACUGAAUCUUAUAUUUAAAAUCUGCUUCUGUAAAUUAUGCUGAAAAGUUUGCCAUGAAAACUCUAUUUUUUUAUUAGAGUUAUAUUUGACACUUUUCAUGGGAAAAGUUACUGUGAAUAGUAAGAAAUUUUGGUCCCUCAGUGACCCAUGUUAUUAAUUUAUUAGUGCUUCUUAAGUUCAUGGAUUAGAAUGUAUUCCCAAGUAUUACUGACUGUACUAUGGGUAGUAAAUACAUACCAAAACCAAACGUCUCAGAUUUACUGUAUCACAUCUAGUAAUCAUUAUAUACCAAAGUAUACCAUAUCUGAUAUGUAAAAUCAGGAAUCAAGUCCAUUCGCCAAAUUUCAAAUUGAUGUUAACGAAUAUUUUUGUGACAAAUAUGAAGGACCUCUAUGAGUAAACUAGAUACCAUUAGUGUAUUGUUAUUUAAUCUGUUCAUCAUUGACCUUUUGCAUGCUUUUAUCUGGUUCAUAUAUAUUUAAUUUGCUUUUCCUCCCUGUGUCUGAAGGCUCUGUUUCUAGUAUUUGUUGACACUGUUGUAAAGUUCAGCUCUAUCAAUAAAAAACAAGUUUGGACAGUA